Lentinula edodes (shiitake mushroom) is the source of this 678-nucleotide messenger RNA. RefSeq lists its product as uncharacterized. Lineage: Eukaryota; Fungi; Basidiomycota; Agaricomycetes; Agaricales; Omphalotaceae. The transcript has 3 exons. The record is from RefSeq and is a predicted model, not a curated record. Bases 1 to 678 code for a protein of 225 amino acids.
AUGGUCCACUCUCGUACCGUGUACACUGCGCUCUUCGCUAUUGCCGGAAGUGCUUCCUCCGUCCUAGCCUUUCCUAUUUCCUCGUCUUCAUCCAGUUCUGCUCCUACCAGUUCUACAUUGGCUGCUAUUGCUACUGCUACUACGAGUGGCAUUGGUAUCGCACCAGCCUUUACCUCUGGCCUCGUAGUUCCUUCUGGGUCUGUUCCUAAUUACCGGCGUUCUGAAGCUGUCGAUGUUUUCGUUGACGACGUGAACGACAAGUUCGAAGAUGAAGAAGAGGAUGAGGAGAAUAAGCUUGACCUCGCUCUUAUCCCGGUCCCGGUCCCCAUUCUAUUUCCAGCUCAUGAAGAACACCAUGUGAUGGAUGCGAUGAUACCGAAACACCUAGACCCCAGUGGAUCUGAUAUUAAGUCCGAUGAAGAGGAAGUUACGCUAGGAAUCAACAUCGGGGCUCGCACCCCAAUUGAAGAGGAUGAAGAGCCUCUGAUUCCUAAGACGCCCUCAGCUCUUGACAGCUCUUUAGCAAGUGACCCCACUCAACCAACUUCACUACGAAAAAAGUUGGGGAAUGGCUUGAAAACAAGUGUAAGCAAUGUGUUGAGUGGGUUCACAGCUGGUCAUGGCACUCCUGGAGCCCCAUCAGUGAAACCCGGUAAUCCGUCGAGUGCUACUAAUUAG